Molecule: messenger RNA, 1164 nt
Organism: Rotaria socialis
Lineage: Eukaryota; Metazoa; Rotifera; Eurotatoria; Philodinida; Philodinidae
Source: the annotation of a GenBank genome assembly
AUGCCACCAGACGGUAAUAGUAAUACAGAAUGUCGUCCUGCUGAUAUUCGACUGUACACAUGGUCAGGGCCCGGCUUUGAAUCAGGUGAAUGUUGGUACCAAGGACAUCGUUUUGUAAAUGGCGCUACCUGGGGCCGAACAGAUAUAUCAGAUGCUCCUUAUUGUGUUUGUGAGCAAGGCAACAUUCGCAUUUUCUAUAGUCAAGUAGCACCGAAGAAACCUGCGAGUGCUGAUGCAUUGACUUUAUUUCGAAAUACUUAUAGUUCAGCACCGACAUCCAAUGAUUUAGCUAAAUGGCCUAUUCCGAAUAUACCCAUCGUACGACAGCGGGUUAUGAUUUGUUCGAUAACGCAAAUUGGCGUACGUGUUCGAUCGAGAGACGGAUGUAUUGGUUGUAAAUGCUCGAAAGGUGGACAUUGGCUGUGUAGACGACCACCAUCAUUAAAAAAAAAUCGAAGCAGAAAUAUUAGACAAAGAACUAGUCAACAACGAAUACAAACACCGAGAAAUCUUCGUUAUCCAUACACGGAUUCAUCAGAUUCAGUGAAUGUUCAACUUCGUGUAUCUAAUUUGCGCGUUCGACAACAAUGUCCCAUAGGUACGGCACCUCAAUUUUGCAUAUUAAUUGAACGUUUAUCAUCAUCAUCAAAUACUAGCGAAAAAGCUAGUCGUUAUAUGGAAAUUCCUCGUGAAACAUCAUGGGUUGAUCGUGAUACAUGCACUCGAUGUGCGUGUACAUUAGAUGGACGUUUAACAUGUGAAUAUCUUCAUGCAACAUGUAAUCGUCCUUGUCUCAUACAAAAAACACGUCCCAUUUCAGUGAUGUAUUAUUUCCCGUCAGGAUCCAAAUGGUUGACACCACCGAAUGAUAAAUGUCGUUCAUGUACAUGUGUUGAUGGACAAAGACGAUGUAUUAAUUGUGAUCAAGUUCUUCAGAUUGAUAUCAAUGCUAGUAGAUUUUUAAAGAAUAAAAAUCAACAACAACAAUCUGGCAUUGGUGAAUAUAGUUUAUUACCGUCGACGCAAGAAGCAGAGAAGACUAAACCAUGUUUAAUUAAAACUACUGUUAGUUCUCAUCGAUUAAUUUUACCAGGACAAAAAACAUGGUUUGAAAAUCGUUGCUAUUUCUGUUCGAAAAACGAUGGCCGAUUAAUUCCCUGUUGA